GUUGCGUCCACUCUCGUCACGAGGCUCGUAUCCACCACAGCACUGCCCUCGCAAACUGUACCUCCGUCCCGUACCCACAGCGCUGCAACAUUGUUGUUUACCAAACAAUCCGAUCUCAAUUGUAGUCGGCCGUUACGCACGCAGGCACAACAAUUGGGACGUGGAUCCACCAUCAUGGGAAUGCUUGGUAAUUUCGAUACUUGUGGCUACGCGCGCAGCCCAUCUCGGCCAUGUUCAGUAAACAAAUGUCUCCAUAACAUGACCAAGCUUGCUUGUCUGUAUUGGGAAUCGUAAGUGGCACGAAUGGCGCCAUACGUGGCAUAAGGGCACCGUAGAAGUAUAUAUUCACCACUAGCACAUACCAGGGUGACCAUGUAAGACAUCCAAGCAAGCAUCAGUUCGUUGUGUUUACCAUCCGGGGCUCAAAAAGCAUAACAUGUCAGAACUCAUCUUCAUUACAGGGGCCUCUGGCUUCAUCGGCUCACAAACCGCCAAGUCUGUCCUCCAAGCAGGCUACCGAAUUCGUCUGAGCAUUCGACAGAAAGAGCAAGAACAAGAACUCAGAGAUAUCCUCAAAGAUGCAUCGCAGGACAAGAUCGAAUUCGCUCAUAUUCCUGACUUGACCACACCCGGUGCGUUCGAAGAGGCAUUGGAAGGCGUUGAUUAUGUCUUCCAUCUUGCUUCACCUAUGCCAGGCAAAGGCGAAGAUUUUCGCGAGGAUUAUGUCAAACCUGCGGUAUCUGGCAGUCUCGCGAUCCUGCAGGAGGCUUUGAAGCAUGAGCAGAUCAAGUUUGUGGUCGUGACGAGCUCUAUUCUGGCCUUGAUUCCAUUGGGUGGCUUGUCGGAUUCGAGUGCUCCAAUCAAAGCAAACACAGGUGAAAAAUUACCAGUUUCCGCGGACAUGAAAUUUCCAGACGGUGCCGCAGGCCAUGGCGCAAAAUACAGCGCCAGCAAGAUUCUUGCCCACCAAGCCACGCGCGACUUUGUCGAGAAAGAAAAGCCCGAAUACAAGCUGGUGACCUUCCACCCGGUCCUCGUGAUUGGCGAAUCACUUGUCCAGAAGAACUUUGACCAGCUCGACGGCAUGAACCAAGUCCUUUGGAGUUCCCUACACUCGACUCAGCCAACCAUGCCUUCAACUUUUGUUGAUGUGAAGCAAUGUGCUGAAUCGCACGUGAAUGCGGUGCGGAAUUACGAGAAGUUGAAGAAUGGGACAGAAUAUGGCCUGUCGUCUCCUGCGGUCGCAUGGAACGAGGUGGCCAAGUUCGUGAAGCAAGAGUUUCCGCAGGUGCAGGUCAAAUUGGAUGACGGUCCAUCUUUGUCAUCGAAGUUCGAGGUUGAUACAGAGCCUGCUGAUCGCGACUUGAAGAUCCAGUGGAGGCCUGUGCAGGACGUUGUACGGGACACGCUAGGGCAGCAGCAGGCUUUCCAGAAGCAGUCGCAUUUGUGAGCAUGUAACAGUUUGUCGAGGUAGAUCGAAUUAUGCGUCGAUUUUGCACAUUCUUUCAUUGAAGUCUGAGGGCGUCGUGAUCUGUUGUGUCGCGUCCUGUCUUGGUCUUCUCGUCGAUGACUUUGGUCCUGCAUCCCUUG
Molecule: messenger RNA, 1590 nt
Organism: Cercospora beticola
Lineage: Eukaryota; Fungi; Ascomycota; Dothideomycetes; Mycosphaerellales; Mycosphaerellaceae
Molecular function (GO): oxidoreductase activity, acting on the CH-OH group of donors, NAD or NADP as acceptor
Source: RefSeq, a predicted model, not a curated record